Molecule: messenger RNA, 9017 nt
Organism: Culicoides brevitarsis
Lineage: Eukaryota; Metazoa; Arthropoda; Insecta; Diptera; Ceratopogonidae
Exons: 8
Coding region: 62-8809 (2915 amino acids)
Source: RefSeq, a predicted model, not a curated record
ACAACCACGUACAGCAACGUACGGAGUAGAAAUGAAAACACAAAAAUAAAUUGGCAAAAAAAUGGAAAAAAGCAAGCCAAAACGUUCGGUUAGCCCCGAAACGGAGCUGAAACUAUCCAACUACAAGAAAAGCAUACAAAUUAUGGAUAGCAUUUCCAUCAGCUACACAGACAAAUUUCAAUUGUUGAAGAAGAUGUGGUCGAAUGGAGGACUGCUCGUGGAAAAAUGCAACAAAACAGCAUCGGAAAAUGUUUUCAAGACACUCCUGAACAAAACGUACCCCAUUGUGUUAGUGGGCGAAUGGAGUGACAUCCCGUGCGAGGAGCGCCAACACUUGCGAACUCUCAUGGAAAAAUGCAUCGCCAAUAGUGUGGUCGAUAGCGAAGUAGUAGAAAAAUGUAAAUAUUUAUUAAAAAUUCUCGAUGAUCCGUGGUUUGCGGACACAGCACUUGCGAAAAUUUUGCAAGCUCAUCCGAAAUUGACACCUGAUGAGGAACGCGAGUUUCACAACAACGAAAUGGGGCCUAUGAUGCUGAUCCGACUGCAAAAACUUUGUGAUACAAAUUGUGAGGAACUCGCGCUAAACUAUUCCGAGUCGUGUCUCCGAUGUAUCCGCGAGGAUGUCGAAGAAUUUAGCACCUUGCGGACACAUAUUUAUGACCAGAACCUUGCGAUGCUCGUGAGUCUCGAUAAAACGGACGAAUUCAUGCAAAAAGUCGAACAGCUGACGAGCGACAAUGCAAAAGAAUUCAUCAAGCGAUACACUUCCAAGACGCCGCCGCCAUUUCCGUGCUCGGCGGAGAUGAAAGCGAAUCUCCGGAAAGCCGCUGCAGUCGUCGCCUCAAUUCUCCUCGCGAAAACCAUCAAAGAGCCCAUUCACGGUGCCAAGGAAAAAGUCGUCACGUACCUCACGGUGCUCCGUGAAUGGCUAACUUUGCAUCAGCACGCCGAAAAUUUAAAGGAACUCGUGCAUAAUGUGCUUGCCGGCGCCAUUAGUAGUCAACAUCUCUACUAUUGCUCGAAAAUUAUCGAACGCAUGGAUUUGCGACAUUUGGCCAUCGAGGUGCACAUUCGCGGCAUCACACAAAACAUCAACGAAAUCGAGACGAAAAAGUACGAUGGUGACGUGACAGCGGAGGAAAUUCUCAAGCUCGAGAGUAACAUGGCGACGCAAUAUAUGCGCUUGGCCGAGAUGUUCUAUGAUAAUGAACACGUGAAGCGCGAAUGUUAUCUCACGGCGUUUAGUCUUAAGCCCCAUUCGGAGAUUUUCGAGCAUGUCAAAAGGAACCGAAUCAUUCGCGAGGACGAAAACGACUUUAACGCCGACGAUUUUAAAAGUAUCGAGUGCACGCACGUCGUCGUGAACGCAAAUUCGUCCGUUUCGAAAGUUUUUUGCAAGUACUGCGGCCAAUACCGGAACUCGGAUGACGCGGAACUCGUCAAAUCCUGCGAAAUUCUGCUCACGAAGGAAAAUUUAGCAAACGUUCCGGCGAGUUUUCACGACGAUUUGGUCAUUCUCGUGGAAUCGCCGCGCAUUAAGCAACUUUCGUGGAGCAUGUCGUGGCACGAGCUCGAAAUGAACUGCCAAAAGUUGAUGGACGAGGAGCGGAAACUCAAGUUGACGAGUAAUCAGCUCGUAAAUGCCAAUGACCAGUUGCAAUAUAUCGAUCUGGAUUACAGUUUGUUCAUCCAUUUGCCCGAAGCGGAGAUUCCGGGCGGCAUUGAGAAAGGUUACGAGCAAUUUUUGGCCAGCAGUGAUACGGAAAGUGACUCCGAUGACGACGAACCAUCAAAGCCGGUCAAGCAAGAAGCGAAAAAUUUCGAUAAAAAGUCAAUAAAUUACUUUGAGAGCUCCGACGACAGUGACGACGAUUACCGGAUGUUGCGUCGGAAGAAGGGAAAAUCCAAGGGAGGUCAAAAAAGAGACGAAAAUUUCACACCGUCACGACGAACGUCGAGCAUAAGACCGAAAUACAUCGACAAAUCAAAAGUUCAUGUGCCACCAAAGAAGCGGAUUCAUCGCAGUAUGAAGAAGAAAUUCGAGUUUGAUUACAAGGAUCCGCAUGCCCGUUUCUACAUCACGUGUCGCAAAGCCCAACUUGACAUCAAGAAGCAGCGGGUGCGACUUUUGCAGAAACGUGAUGGAAAAUUCUUCUACGAAUUUUUGAAAGAAGCUCAAAUCAAGAAACCCUUAAGCGAGGAUUUGGUUCGCAAAAACAUCCAUAAACUCUCGUUGUUAUCACGCUAUAAUAAACGGGACAAAUCUGAGCGAGACAAAAUGGAACGUCCUGGUCGUCAAACAAAGUCAAAAUUGCUGUUUUCGUCAGGAGUGACGGCAAUUGUCAAUCUUAAUGGAAGUAUCACGUGCGAAAAAGGAGAAAAACGGAAACGUCCUACCAAGCCGCCAUCGACAAAUUCAACGGAAAUUGAAUCUGAAUCAAAAACCGGUGAAACUGCUGAAGGAAAUUCCGAUGGAACUGCAAAAAUCAAGAAACCUCCGAGAAAAUCUGAAGGAAAUUCCGUGGAAAUCGGUCCAGAUGGACUUCCUGUGGUAAAAACGAAGCGUUCUGUGAAACCCAAAUUAGGAGACGAUGGACAACCGUUGACAAAACCCGUGCGACGAACAAAGCCAAAAGAGAAAAAACCCGAAGGAGAUGCAAUUCCCGAUGAUUUAAGCUCCAAACUCGAGGCUGCCGAAAUUUUAGCGCAGCUUGGAAAUGCCACAGCCGCUACACCAGCAAAAAUUCAAAAUCUCAAAACGAAAAUUUUCCUCGAUCGUAAGGUUCUGGCGGAGCACAAUGGCGUCACGGAAGACCGCACUUCGGUCGAUACGAAAGACGAUCAACUUAGUGACUCGAAUUCGCGCGGUCGAGGACGUCCAAAGGGAGCAAAGAACAAAGUUAAGGUAGAUGCGGAUGGAAAUCCGCUUCCGAAACCGCUGAGAAAGCCGCACAAGAGCCGAUUGUCGAGCGAUACAAUUUCCGUCAGUAGUUCAGACGUGUCAACGCUGCGAGCGUCAAUUUCGAGUGUAGCUUCGAUGCAAAUUAAUGGCGGAUUUGAAGAGAUAAAGACUGAGCCAAUGGAAAUCAAAAAGGAAGAGGAUGACUCGGAGCCGCCAGCGUUGGAGUUGAUGGCGUCUCCCAAGAGGAAAUCGUGUGAGCUGAGUGCCGAUGAGGCGGGAACGAACAAAAAAGUCGCUGUUGAGGCGCGGAAUGGGGAAGGAACGCCAAAACCUCGAAACCCGAAAGACGACUAUGUUGGAUUAACUCCAGAACAAAAGCGAGAGCUGCGAUUGUCAAAGAGGCGUGAAUACGAUCGAAAAAGACGUGCAAAACUUCGCGAGAUGAAAAUUGUGGCUAAUAUCGCAUCAGGCACGUCUCAAAACUCCUCGAAUGCCAAACCAAAAGCCGUCAAAUCUGCACCAAAGGAGAAAAGUCUUCCUCCAGCACCCCUAGAUGCUGGCAGCAAUUCUUCAGUCAAGCUUGAAGUCACAAUUCCUGAGUUACCAACAGAAUCCGCGAAAAAAGUCGUCCCAAAAUCGCGUUCUUCGACUCCAAAGCCAUCAACCGAGGCAUCAUCUGCUCUUGAUUUCGAAUCUCUCAUCGAUGUGCAAAUUGUUCAUACAUCAAGUGCAGCCAACAAACGCUUGACACGCAACAGCAGUCGCUCAAACAGCCCAAAGCCGUCAAAGAACAACCUUCCAUCGCAUCUCAUCCAAACCGUGAACUACUCAUUCACGGCACAUCGCUACACCGACACGAGCGGCUACAAAAAACGCUACGCCAAAUUCGUGAAUUACGCAAAAUCGUGCGUUUCGCCCUCGAAAACGGACAAAUUGUCGUUCAACGAGCUGCGAUCCAUCAAAGAUGCGUUAAACGAAGAAUGGACAGACGAAGAUCGCGUCGAAUUGGAACAAAUGAUGUCCCGUUAUUGGUACGACAUUCAUCCGUGCUUGAAGAUUAAGAACGAAAGUCAGAUUUUGGAACGUCGUGACUACGAUUCGAGCGUCAAUAACAGCAAAAGUGACAGUCACAAGUCGAAAAAUGUCGUCAAAGCGAUGAUCCGCAGAGAUUAUUUGCCGAAAAAGAACAACUCAAUGACGCGCGGCAACGACGAGAACGAGUUUUUUCGGAACGAGCGUCUUAUGAAAUCAGCUGAGAGUGGCGAGACUGAAUUUUUUCUCAAUAAUUUGAUGGAGCAAAUGCCCAAAAGUGACGUUAACGACAAGAAAAAUCAUAAAAAUCGUUUUUGCAAGGUGCUAAAGUACGAAGUUGACACACGCAAUGUCCCGCAAAAUGAAGAUCCAAAGAAAAAUGUGACAAAAAGCGAUGAAGAAGUCAAAAAUUACUUGAUCGCAACGGUUCCUGGAAUGGUAGAUUUCGAAUUUUUCGAGAUGCCGGAACAGGAAAGGAAUACAAUUGUCGAGAUAGUGCACGUAAAGUCAGAUAUGAGUGCAAAAAGUUCAUCUGACGACUCGUCAUCAUCAUCAGCACCCGCAACUUCGGGCAGCUCAAAUCAAAAUUCUAGUCAACAAGAGAAAAAAGACGUGAAAAAGGCGCCGACUCAGGUGACAGCGCAUAUUCAACGUGUUGGGCAUCCCAUUCAGAUCUCAAAGGCAUCCACGUCAACGAGUGUUAACGAGGCAAAUCGUCCGAAAUAUCUUCUGCAACGAACAGUGACGACGGCAACUCCUUCAUCUUCAGCUGCUUCGACGUCAGGUGUUAAAAAUCAAACUUUAAUUAAUGUUUUGUCGCAUCAAGUUUUAGUUCCCGGCACAAAAACAGGCAAUAAAAUUACUGUGACGAACGGUGCAGGAGGUUCUGCGGGAGCUCCCGUGAUUUUGAAUAAUUUUAAACAAGCGGGUGCGCAAACACCGACAAAAAUUGUUAAAUCGUUCCCGCAAAAUUGGACGUUGUCGCCGUCAAUUACGACAAAUGCAGGCUCAAGUCCUGUUACGGUCAGUACGGUGAAUAGUAGUCAAGCGAAUUCGCAACAUUUGCUGCAAAUUUUGAAUUCGCCACCGAAUGUCAGGAAGAAUUUGACGAUAACGCAACAGACUUCAGGCAAAGAUGACCAAAACCCAAAACCAACAAACUCCAACAACGGCGUUGUUCAAUUCAUUUGCAAAACUGAUGGAAAAAUGAUCCACUUAACUCCCAUAAACAACGUUCUGCAACAAUCAUCGGACUCAACGCAGCCCGGACAGAGCAUCAUUCUCAACAGUUUGCUGAAAAAACCAAAAGAAGAAGAUCAAGAUGACGAUACGACCGCUCCUCGUUCCGUUUACGAAGAAAAUUACGCGAAUUUCAUUCGUACAGCUCCAAAAACACAACAGCAAGUUGGCCAAAAACCCAUCCAAGUUGUCGUUUCCGGCGCUAGUGGCACUCAAUUCUUGCAACAAAUCGGUCCUGGUAACCAAUUGAUACUACAAAAUAACAAAAUUGUCGCUGCUACAACUUCGGGUCUUCCGAAAUUCAAUCAAGUCUUUGGGAAAACGGUGACAAUGUACCAACAAUCAGCGGGAAAUAACGAAAUUAGUGUUGCGGAUGGCAAAAAAGACUUGCUCGUGGACAAGAAGCAACAACAACACAUAAUUGUUCAAACAACAUCUGCCACGGGAGCGACGCAAAACAUCUUAAUUCACAACAAAACGGGUCGCGCACAACUUUUGCAAACGCAACCAUUGCAAAAAAGCGAAGGACAACCUUUGAAAUUGCUAACGACGACGCAACAAGGAACGGCAACUGCAUCUACGUCAAGUAACGACAGUCCUUUACGAAUUUCGGUACCUUUGAUUCCUCGAUCGCAACAAAGUAUGAGCAUUGGUCAAACGAGAAUUGUUCGUCCGAUCAUCCAACUCGCUCCAAAUGUCAUAAAAAGCGAAACUGGUCAAAAUGUGAUUGUUACUACGACACCGCGACAGCGUCUUGUGCAAAAUCCGAAUAUACGGGUGGAGAAUUUGCUGUUGGCUCAAUCGUCACAAGCGCCGGCAACAACUCCCACCACCUCGACGACGACUCAAAGUGGCAAAAAUGUCGACACUUCGACGCUCGAGCAGCUCCGUGAGUUCGAUAUGGUGCUCGAACAAGUCAAAGAACGUUCCGUGACUUCGGUUCCAUCGUCGCCGCAACCCGCACAAAGUCCUGCAAGACCGAAUCAAGUGACCGUCAUCAAUCACGUCAAGGCAAGUGCAUCAUCGAGUGUCUCCUCGAGUCCCCAACAACAACAACAAAUAAUUUACACCACGGCUCAAGGAACGUCCGUUUUGCAAAAAGUGAAUUUCGCGUUUUUACAACAACAACAACAACAGCAAUCGGGUCAAGCAACGCAAAAAUCCUCGCCAAGUCCGUCGCUCGGAACUCCCUUGAUGGUUGUCACAAAUUACAAUCCGACGCCUGCCAUGUCCCCGGCUUUGAGUGUCACUUCGCAACUCAGCUCGCCAACACGUUCGUUAUCGUCCGUCAAGAGUUUCAGCACGAAGCCCAUAACGCAAAGUAUUGCGGCGAAACCAAAAACGAUGCACAGUCCCGGAAGUGCUUCGUCUUCGUCGAAAACGUUGACGCCAAAGUCGAGUCCGUUGCCAAAGCCGAUACAAAAACCGCAGGAAGAUGAGCAAACUGUACAGCGGAUCUAUGAUAUUUUGGCUGAAUAUGCCGAGCAAUUGCGCAAUUCGCCAGAUUUGAAUAAUAAACCGGCUCCGCGGCGACGUAGCAAUCCGCCAACUAAUCCGGCAACGCCCUCGAAUAAGAAGAAAAAGUCGGGGAAGAAGUAUCAAGGUGGAUCCGAUGUAAAUUCCGACUACGAAGGAAAUUUCGAGUCCGAAGACAGUUCUUUGGGUCCCGGAAGCGUAAGUGGCAUCCCAUCAACGCCCUCCAUGAACAAUUUUAGUCCGUCAGAGCCCGAACACUCCCUAAUGGAUGAUCAGUCAGACGUCUCCAUGGAUCAACAUCCGAAACCGACGUCAUCUUCGUCGCAAGAAAGCGCCAUGGAACUCGGAAAAUCAACGGUAGCCAAGCAACUCGUGUUCGGCGAUGCCAGUAGCGAAAGCAAUUCAAGCAACAACAAAGGCAUGGUGCUGAAAGAAAGCGCUUUGAACGACGUCAUUGCCCAAGCAGGCAAAUUAGGGAAUAACGCAGCCGUUUUAAUGCCCGGAAAUUAUCUCCUACCGGUAAAUUUGCUAAAAAGUGGACGACAAAUUGCGAUUCUCACAUCUGCGAAUGGAAGUAAAAUUCUCGCAGCGCUUCCCGGAACGAGUAAUUCGAAAGAAACAUUGCCGACAGACAAAACGGGGAACUCUAAAACGGAACCGCAGCAAGUUUUGUGUCUGCGAACUCUUCCGAAUAACGCGACGCAACUCAUUUUGAAUCCGAAUGCGGAAAAACCAUCAAAUGCUGUUCAAGAAAGUUCGAGCUCGAAUCCCGGAACGGCAAUAAUUAUCUCGUCGCCAAAGGGUAAAAAGCGUUAUUUGAUUAACGAUCCCGAUUUAUUGGCAAAAUUGACGAAAGGCGGGGAGCUUUCGAGUGCAGAUGUGAAGAAAUUGAUCGAAUUACAGGAAAAUCCGGGACAAACAUCGGCAACGAGUGUUUCUCAGACGCAGUCAAAGACGCUGCAGAUGCACAAACAUAUCAAUAGCAGUAGUAAUGGUGACGUAGAGCUAGAAGAAAAUCGUCAUGACGCACCCAUUUCUACGCAAUAUCAGGGCAAAAUCAUCCGAAGUGACCGCAAAAUUGUCGAUAUCCAACGAAAUUCGCACAAUAAUCAACAAGCCGCACUGGAACGCGAACUGCGACUACAAAAAUCGCUGUCCGAGGAGUGUGAGGACUUGGGAGUGGAUGAGCCGGAAGAUUUGUUCCCCGAAGCUGGCUUACUUUUCGACAGUUUGGACCCUUCAAGUCAAGAACACGGCAUGGGAAUUGAUACGCCGAAGGAAAAAUUGACGCCAAUUUUCUUCGCAGACGAAAAACGCGCGAAAAAUAGUCCGCAAACGGUCAUCUUGAAACACGAGGAAGUCAUAAAAGUGGAAAAGAAGACAGAAUUCACGUUUAGCAACGAUGACAGUAACUUGGGAGCCAGUACGGAAGUCAAAACGGAAGAAAGUAAAGCGAAAGAAGACAUGUACGAGUUCAAUACGGACGAAAAAAGUUCCGACGACAACACAGAUACGGAAUAUAAUCGUUUGUCGCACAAAAAACUCGGUCGAUUUAAUCAUCAACCGCCAAUGUUCUCGUACAAACGCAAGAGAUCCGCAUCGAAUGUCGUGUCUCCCGUCAAAAAACGCCCAAAAACGGAACCUGCGGAGACGACAGAGGACGAAAACGACGACAUGAUCACGAUAAUCGAUCAUCACAGCAACGACGGCGAAGAUUUGGAAGACGUUAUUGACACAAAUGUCGUACAAAGUGUCGGCGCAACACUCAUUGUCUCCACAGAAAAAUCCACGAGUCCAAAUACGCGACGCGCAUCGACCCGAGGACACGUGAAAAAGAACUGUCCUUGUUGCAAACCGAAGAAAAAUACGCAAAAUCAUGAAUCUCCCGUGACACCAAGUCCCGUAAUGACGCGAAAACUGCGAGCAUCGAUCGGAUCUCCGUCAGGCAGUUCGACACAUUCGUCGUCGUCGCCAUCGACAAGUAGCAGUGUUGGCGGCGGAGGACACGAAACCCCAACAACAGCAUCGCAACAACCGGAAAGUGUCAGCGGAGGACGGGGACGUGGACGAGGAAGACACGCAAAAGCAACAACAAUUGAAUUGUGGAAGCCAUCGCCAAUUGUUGUGCCAGUACUACGAAAUUUAAUUCAAGCCUUUUAAUUAUUUUUAUUUUUGGCUAUUUUUUUGUAUUAUUGUGUAAUUGUACAAAAUUUGAAUAAAAAAUUGUAUUUUUAUUAAGAUUAAAAAAUAAUAUUUAAUUCAAUAUUAGCUAUCGAAUAAAACAGAUAAUAAAAAAAAUCAGUAUUAAGAAACAUACAAUAAAAAAAUUUCAACAAUGUAGAAAAGUUUAAAAUUUAAUAUAAAAAUU